AUGCCUUCCCCCGCCGCAGGAAAGAGUGAUACCCCCCGCACUCCCACCAAGCUUGGCAGGAAGGUUCAGCAGUCAGCUCCUAAGCUGAACAAGCCGCAAUCACAGGUGCCUGACACAUCUGACGUCUCUGAGAAGGCUCAGUCAACUGUCGAGGAUACCAAGGACCAGGCGCAAGAUGCCGCCGAAGAUGCCCAGGAGCAAGUAAAGAGCACAGCCGAGGACCCCAAGGAUACCGUAGAAAGUACCGCGGGAGAUGCCAAGAAGAAGGCGGAAGACACUGUCAAAGACACUAAGGACGAUGUCGAGGACGCCGCCGAGGAUACAACCGGCAAAGUCUCACAGAAGGGCGACGAGCUCUCCGAAGCGGAGCCAAAACCCAUCGAUGACAAUGAUGUGGAGACCGAGGAGAGUGAGGAUGACGCCACACAGAAGGCCGGCGAUGAGGCCGAAGACACAGUCGACAACACCGACGACGAUGCCACAGAAACUGCCAGCAAGGCUGGCGAGGGUGCUUUGAGCGGCGCUCGCGGUCUUGCUGGCCGCGCAUCGAACCUUGCUGGCAAGGCCUCCAAGGACCCCAAGGGUGCCGUUGAGGAUGCUAGUGAGGAGGUGCAAGACAAGUCUGCUCUCGAUGCUGCCGACGACGUCACUGAAACUGCGAAGGAUACCGCUGAGCAGGGCAAGGACACUGCUGAAGGUGUUGCCGACGACGUCAAGAGCAAGGCCGAUGAUGUGACCGACGAAGUUGGUGACAAGGCCGAUGACGCUACCGGCACUGAUGUUACCGGCGAUGUCAAAGACAAGACCGACGAUGCUAAGGCUACCGCUGAUAGCACGGUCGGCGAUGCCAAAGACACAGCCGAAGAUGCGAAGGACGGUGCCGAAGAUGCGAAGGACGGUGUCGAAGACGCGAAGGACGGUGUCGAAGACGCCGCCGACGACGUUAAGGACUCUGUGGAGGAGCAGACCGGUGGCCUUGAUUUGAGCCUCCUCAAGGGCCUUGAGGUAGAUGAGGAAGGUCUUGUUAACAAGGAUGGCAAGCCUAUCGGCCGCCUUGUUGAGGGUGAUGCCGAGGAUCUUGCUGGCUACCCAAUCGGCGAUGACGGCGAGAUUCUCGAUGACGAUGGUGACCUCGGUCUGACUUCCGACAAGACCGGUCAGAUCCUUAACGAGGACGGUGACUUUGUUGGCCACUUGAUUGAGGGCGACCCAUCCGACAUCCAAGGAAAGCAAUUCAACGAGGAUGGCGAAAUCGUCGACGAGGAUGGUAACGUUCUUGCCCGAGCUGAACUCCACCCCGAUGCCGCCGACCUCAUCGACGACGACAAGUCGGGAGCCGUUGAUGGCGUCAAGGACGCCGCAGAGGGUGCCAAGGACGAUAUCAAGGACACCACUGAUGGCGCCAAGGACGACAUCGAAGACAAGGCUGCUGACAUUGAGGAUGAGCUUCCUGGUGUUGAGGCACUGGAGGGCCUCGAGGUCAACUCUGAAGGCGAAGUCCUGAACGACGACGGCGAUGUUGUCGGCCAAGUCGGCGAGGAUUUCGAGGGCGAUGUCAAGGACUUGAAGGGCCUCACUGUCAACGAGAAGGGUGAGGUCGUCGACUCCGAGGGCAACGUUCUCGGCAGCGUUGAGCUUGCCGAGGGUGCUGCCGAGAAGCUCAAGGAGUCUGCCAAGGAUGCUCUCGACAUCCGCAUCCUGGAUGGCCUGAAGGUCAACAAGAAGGGCAAGGUCCUCGAUGCUGACGGCGAGGAGGUUGGCGAGCUCUCCGAGGGCGACGUCAAGGCCUGCGCCGGUAAGACCAUCAACGAGAAGGGCGAAGUCCUCGACAAGGAGGGUAAGCCCAUCGGCAAGGUCCAGGUCGUUGCCGGCGAGGCUGCUUUUGAGGCCCAGAAGGAGCUCAAAGAGCGCCUUGGUGAGGUCGAGCCCGAGAUGGAAGAAGUCGAAGUCAUCCCCGAACUCGACACCCUUGAAGGCCUCAAGGUCAACAAGAAGGGUCAGGUUCUCGACGAGGAUGGUGAGCCUAUUGGCGAGCUCGAGGAGGGUGACCUCAAGGAGUGCGCCGGCAAGAAGAUCAACGAGAAGGGUGAGGUCGUCGACAAGGACGGCAAGGUCCUUGGCAAGGUCAAGACCCUGCCCAAGAUCAUCGAGCAGCAGGUCGAGCAAGCCGAAGAUGCUGCUGAGGACGCCGAAGAUGCUGCUGAGGACGCCCAAGAUGCUGCCGAAGACGCUGUCGAGGGUGCUGAGGACGCUGCCGAAAAUGCGCGCCCGCCCCUUUCCAUCCUUGACGGGCUUACUGUCAACAAGUCGGGCAAGCUCAUUGACGACAACGGCAACGUUGUUGGCGAGCUUACCGAGGGCGACGCAAAGAAGCUUUCCAAGUCUGGCAUCACCUCGGAUGCUGAGGGUCAAUUCUGGGACAACAAGGGCAACGUCAUCGGCCGUGCCCAGACUGUUCCCCAGGAAGAUGCUGAAGAUGAGGCAUCCUUCGCAGUUGUCGGCCACGCCGAACGCUACGAGGAAGAGGAGAUUGAGGAGGAGGAAGAGGAGGCAGCCGAGCCAGAGGAUCUUUCGAUCCUGAAGGGCAAGACUGUCAACAAGCAGGGCAACGUCAUCGGCGACGAAGGUGUACCCAUCGGCCGCCUCGUUGAGGGCAACGCUAAGGAGCUCAACGGACGCCAGAUUGAUGAGAACGGCCAAAUCUGGAACGAUGCUGGCAAGGUCAUCGGUCGCGUCGAGCUCAUUCCUGAGAACGAGCGUGAGUCCAAGCCCGAGGGCAUCUUCGGCGGUCUCGAGGGUCUGCGUGUUGUCGCUGACGGCAAGGUCGCUGAUGAGGAUGAGAACAUUGUUGGCGAGGUUGUCGAAGGUGACCCCAAGCGCCUCCUUGGACUCCGCGUUGAUGAGGAUGGUGACAUUCUUGACAAGUUUGGUAACGUCAAGGGCCACGCCGAGCCCAUUGAGGAGGAGGCCCCAGAGGAAGAGACUCCUGAUGACCUGUCUGUCCUUGAUGGUCUCACCCUGAACAAGCAGGGUAAGCUCGUCAACCAAGAGGGCAUUCCCAUCGGCCGUCUGGUUGAGGGUAACGUCAAGGAGCUCUCCGGCCGCAAGUCUGAUGGCGAAGGCCUCAUCCACAACGACACUGGCAAGGUUAUUGGCCGUUGUGAACUCAUUCCCGUGAGUGAGCGCGAGUCCAAGCCUGAAGGUAUCUUUGGCGGCCUUGAAGGCCUCCGCGUCAUUGCUGACGGUCAGGUUGCUGAUGCCGAUGAUAACGUUGUCGGUGUCGUCGUUGAGGGCAACGCUAAGCGUCUUGUCGGCCUGCAUGUCGACGAGGAUGGAGAUAUCCUCGACAAGUUUGGCAAUGUCAAGGGUCACGCUGAGCCAAUCGAAGAUGAGGAGGAGGAGGCUCCUGCUGACCUCUCUUCUCUAGACGGCCUCACUCUCAACAAGCAGGGCUUCCUGGUCAACAACGACGGCAUCCCUGUCGGUAAGCUCGUUGAGGGUAACCUGAAGGAACUUGCUGGUCGUAAGUCCGACGGCGAGGGUCUCAUCCACGGAGACACUGGCAAGGUUGUUGGUCGCUGCGAGUUGAUCCCUGACAACGAGCGUGUCACUCGCCAAGAGGGAGCAUUCGCCGGCUACGAGGGCCUGCGUGUUGUCAAGGAUGGAUUCGUUGAGGACAACGACGGCAACCGUGUUGGACAGAUCACCGAGGGUGAUGCUAAGAAGCUCGUUGGUCACUCAGUUGACGAAGAUGGCGAUAUCAUCGACAAGUAUGGUAACGUCAAGGGCCACGCCGAGCCUUUCGAGGAAGAGGAGGUUGAGGAAGUCGACCUCUCUGCUCUUGCCGGCUGCACCGUCAACAAGGCUGGCAAUGUCGUCGAUACCUCUGGCACCAUCCUCGGACGCGUUUCUGAGGGUGACCCAGCAACUCUUGUUGGCAAGAAGGUCGAUGGCAAGGGCCAAAUCUGGGACAACGCCGGAAACAUCGUUGGUAAGGCUGAGCUCGUCCACGGCGCCUCGUCCGGUCCCGAGGGCCCAUUCGCCGGCUUUGACAACAACUCUGUCGCCAAGGACGGUACCGUCCAAACUGCCGAUGGAGACAUCAUUGGUCGUGUCAUCGAAGGUGAUCUCAAGAAGCUCACCGGCCACCACGUCGAUGAGGAUGGUGACAUCAACGACAAGAACGGCAAUGUUAUUGGCAAGGCCGAGCGCUGGGAGCCAGAGGAGAAGGAGCGUCGCAUCAACCCUAUGUCUGGCAUGCGUGUCAACAAGGAGGGUGAUGUCCGCGAUGAGAACGGCGAUGUCAUUGGUCGCCUCACUGCUGGUGACCUUGGUCACUGCGCUGGUCUUGAAAUCGAUGACAAUGGCUACGUCAUUGACAACGACGGCAACAAGGUUGGAGAGGUCACUCUUCUCGGUAACAUCCAGGAGGAAGAGGAGAUUCCCGAGGAUGAGACAGAUGAGGAGAGGCAACGUCGUGAGGACUCUGAGCUCGCCAACAAGAUGUCUGCCAUCUGCCAGCAGACUCUUGAGCGUGUCCAGCCCAUCAUGAAGCAAAUCACCGAGCACAUCGAGAAGGCUGACCGCACGCCCCGCGACGAGCUUGACGAAGAGGAGCUUGUCAACAACGUCAAGCCUCUCAUCGAAGAGGGUGGUCGCAUUUUGAACGAGUGCAACGGCUCGCUCCGUGGUCUCGAUCCCGAUGGCCGCAUCGCCGCUCAGGCCAAGGGCCGCCAGCAGACCGGCGAAGCCACACCCGAGGAGUACAAGCUUGCCGACAACCUGAAGGAGCUGACGUCUUCUGUCGUCACUACCAUCGACAACGCAAAGAAGAAGAUCUCCGACAUGCCCCACGCCAAGAAGAAGCUGAACCCUCUUUGGUCCCUGCUCACCGAGCCUCUGUUCCAGAUCAUCGCCGCCGUUGGUCUGCUGUUGACUGGUGUUCUCAACCUGGUCGGCAAGCUCCUCAACGGCCUCGGUCUCGGUGGCUUGGUCAACGGACUUCUUGGUGGUCUUGGUAUCAACAAGCUGCUUAGUGGUCUCGGCCUUGGAGGCCUCUUCGGAGGUGAUGACAAGAAGAAGAAGAGCGGCGGCGUGAGCAACAUUCCUCUCGUCGGCGGUCUUCUCGGUGGCAAGAAAUAGACGGCGCGUCUGAUAGACGUGAGCGGUAUGAUGUUGAUGAUUCCUAAUCGCCCAAAAAUGAUACCACACACCAUCGACACGAUAGGAUGAAGCCUUUAGCUCUGGCUGGAAGAUCGGGGGGUUUGAAGGUCAAUUGCUGAAGGUGCUCAGACUUGAGGUCGAUGGCUCGGACGUAACGAUUUGCAGCGUUCUCGUUGAAAAAUGCUGUGCUUAGUCUCAGUCCAUGUCAGCUCUUCAGCAAACUUUUCCUUUGUCACAUCCAUCUGUUUAGCGAGCGUUGCUUUUGCACGAACAGCUGUUGUAUGAUUAGUUUGAAGUAAUGAGAUCUCAACCUUCAAUAUGUAC
This is a messenger RNA of Boeremia exigua, 5487 nucleotides long. RefSeq lists its product as uncharacterized. Bases 1 to 5142 code for a protein of 1713 amino acids. The record is from RefSeq and is a predicted model, not a curated record. The transcript is spliced from 4 exons. NCBI's taxonomy places the organism in Eukaryota, Fungi, Ascomycota, Dothideomycetes, Pleosporales, Didymellaceae.